Molecule: messenger RNA, 1461 nt
Organism: Megalops cyprinoides (Indo-Pacific tarpon)
Lineage: Eukaryota; Metazoa; Chordata; Actinopteri; Elopiformes; Megalopidae
Product: acidic mammalian chitinase-like
Exons: 12
Coding region: 61-1425 (454 amino acids)
Biological process (GO): carbohydrate metabolic process; chitin catabolic process
Cellular component (GO): extracellular region
Molecular function (GO): chitinase activity; chitin binding
Source: RefSeq, a predicted model, not a curated record
UCCGUUCUGGUAAUGCUGCAGGUGGCUCUUGGAAUUUAAACCUGAGGUGACCUGAUCACAAUGGCACGAAUCACUGUCCUGGCAGGGUUGGGUGUUCUUCUAUCACUCCAGAUAGUGGCUUCCACCAAACUGGUAUGCUAUUUUUCCAACUGGUCCCAGUACAGACCUGGACUUGGACGAUUUACACCUGAUAAUGUGGACCCCCACCUCUGCACCCAUGUGAUCUAUGCCUUAGCCACCAUCAAAGACAACCAGCUGGCAACCAUUGAGUGGAACGAUGAGAGUCUGUACCAGUCCCUGAAUAGCCUCAAGAGCAUCAAUUCUGAGAUGAAGACUCUGCUGUCAGUUGGUGGUUGGGUCAAUGGGAUAAGCCCGUUCAUAGGGAUGGUUUCCACACCUGAAAACCGCCGGACCUUCGUUCAGUCAUCUGUCCACUUCCUGCGCUUGCAUGGCUUUGAUGGCUUGGACCUGGACUGGGAAUUCCCAGGACAAAAUGGAAGCCCUCCUCAGGACAAGCAGAGAUUCACAGCUCUGGUUGCGGAGCUCAAAAAAGCCUUUGAGGAUGAAUCCACAAAUACUGGUCGGAACAGACUCUUACUCUCUGCAAAAGUGGCAGCCAUAAGAUCUACAAUUGAUUUCGGCUAUGAGAUCCCACAGGUGUCAAGGGAGCUGGACUUCAUUAGUGUCAUGACCUAUGACUUCCAUGGACACUGGGAGAGAUCCACAGGACACAACAGCCCCCUCUACCGAAGCUCCUUUGAUCAAGGAACUCACAUUCACCACAACAUUGACUCCGCUCUGGUGUACUGGAUGGAUAAUGGAGCCCCUGCUGAGAAGCUGCUGAUGGGGUUCCCCACAUAUGGCCGCACGUUCCGCCUCUCCUCCUCCAUGACCAGUCUUGGAGCCCCUGCCAACGGGCCAGCUGCUGCUGGACCCUACACCAGGGAUGCUGGCUACUGGUCUUACUAUGAGAUUUGCUCUUUCAUCCUAAACCGCACAGUCAGCUGGAUUGAUGAUCAGAAGGUUCCCUAUGCUACCCAUGGUGACGCAUGGGUGGGCUACGACAACAUGGAAAGCUAUACAAUCAAGGUCCAAUGGCUACGGGACAACAACUUAGGAGGUGCUUCUGUCUGGACACUGGACCUGGAUGACUUUGGGGGAACGUUCUGUUUAGAUGGAGCAUACCCGCUUGUUAGCCACCUCCGCAACUCACUUGGAUUUCCUCCCAAACCCACGACACCGCCUCGUCCCACCACCACCGCUGAUCCCAAUGCAUCCUUCUGUGCCGGCCGUCCCGAUGGCCUUUACCCCAACCCUGCUGACCAAACCACCUUCUUCCAGUGUUCCCAUGGGAACACCUAUCUGCACACCUGCCAGCCAGGCCUAAUUUUCAUUGAUGCCUGCAAGUGCUGCAAUUACCCCUGAGGAAAAAAUGAGAUCCUAGCGUGGCCUAUUGGCUGC